This is a messenger RNA of Exophiala spinifera, 1659 nucleotides long. RefSeq lists its product as uncharacterized. Gene Ontology annotation, cellular component: plasma membrane; NADPH oxidase complex. Bases 1 to 1659 code for a protein of 552 amino acids. NCBI's taxonomy places the organism in Eukaryota, Fungi, Ascomycota, Eurotiomycetes, Chaetothyriales, Herpotrichiellaceae. Gene Ontology annotation, biological process: defense response; superoxide anion generation. The transcript is spliced from 2 exons. The record is from RefSeq and is a predicted model, not a curated record. Gene Ontology annotation, molecular function: superoxide-generating NAD(P)H oxidase activity.
AUGGCGACUCUGAAAUCUCACUUCGCCCCGAGCAAGAUCAUCUUCUAUGUCCUGUGGUGGGGACUCCAUUGGGGCCUGUUUGCGUUUGGCUGGUACAAACAAGCAUCGGAUCCUAGACUAGCAGGCCUCAACACCCUCACCUUCUCAGUAUGGCUCUCUCGAGGUGCCGGUCUAGUCCUUUCAUUCGAUUGCUUGUUCAUCCUUCUGCCCAUGUGCCGCAACAUUAUGCGUUUUAUCCGACCAAAAUUCAAGUUCCUCCCUCUUGACGAAACGAUAUGGUUUCAUAGGCAGUGUGCCUAUGCACUGCUGGUCUUCACCAUUGUGCACACCAGUGCCCACUACGUCAACUUUUUCAACGUCGAAAGGACUCAAAUUCGACCCGUGUCGGCCAUCCAAAUCCACUACACCGAGCCUGGCGGCAUCACGGGCCACAUCAUGCUCCUGUGCAUGCUCCUCAUGUACACCACUGCACACUACAGGAUCCGGCAGCAAUCUUUCGAAACCUUUUGGUACACACAUCACCUCUUCAUCCCCUUUUUCCUAGGCCUGUAUACCCAUGCGACGGGGUGCUUUGUCCGAGACACGGCUCUCCCAUUCUCUCCCUUUGCAGGCAAGAAUUUCUGGACUCACUGCAUCGGCUACCAAGGAUGGCGAUGGGAACUCUGGGGAGGUGGUCUCUACCUCGGCGAGCGUCUCUACAGAGAGAUCCGAGCAAGGCGAGACACCAAGAUCUACAAGGUCAUUCGCCAUCCCUACGAUGCAAUGGAGAUUCAGUUCCAGAAGCCAAGCAUGAAAUACAAGGCUGGCCAGUGGCUCUUUAUCAAUAUCCCAGCUGUGUCAAGCCAACAGUGGCAUCCUUUCACCAUCACAUCGUGCCCGUUUGACCCAUACAUCUCCAUCCACGUCCGCCAAGUUGGUGACUGGACCAAAGCAGUGGGUGAUGCACUGGGUUGUGGACCCGCGCAGGCGAAGCAAUUUGAGGUGGAGGGCAACAAUGGAAUUUACGAAAUCGCACUGUCAGCUGGCCAGGAGAUGCCUGCCAUCCGAAUCGAUGGACCAUACGGCGCUCCCGCCGAGGACGUAUUCGACAACGAAAUUGCUGUUCUCAUCGGUACAGGUAUCGGAGUUACCCCGUGGGCCUCAGUGCUCAAGCACAUCUACAACAUUCGCGCAGGCCCUAACCCACCCCGACGUCUUAAACGAGUCGAGUUCCUAUGGGUUACCCGGAGCAUUGAGUCUUUCGAAUGGUUCCAGACCCUUCUCUCAUCUCUCGAACAGCAAUCUGCCCAAGCAGCCCAAUCCGUGGGUGGACCUGAGUUCCUUCGCAUCCACACAUAUCUCACACAGAAGGUCGAUCAAAACACUGCGGCCAACAUUUACCUCAACACGGUGGGCAAUGAGGUCGAUCCGCUCACUGAACUCCGCACCAAGACACAGUACGGCCGCCCAGACUUCAAACGUCUGUUUGGCGCAAUGCGAGAUGGCCUCAUGGACCAGACGUACUUGGAUGUCAAAGAAGCAAGCAUCACGGCACAAAUGAAGGCUACGGUCGGUGUGUACUUUUGCGGUCCUAGCGUGGCAGCCCGUGAAAUCAAGGACGCUUGCAAAUACACCAGCAAUGACCUGGUCAAGUUCAGGUUCUGGAAGGAACAUUUCUAG